UUAUUUAUAAUGUCCGGAACACGUUUGUUAAUAAAAAUUAAAUAUAAACAUGAAUAAUAAUAAUAAUAAUAAAAAGCUUGUAGAUAGUGAACAUGAAUAUAUGAUCUCAUGUUCGAAUUGUCUUUCACACAUAACAUAGUUAUUUUGGCAAUUUUCUCUCGCUUUUGUAUUUUUUUUUCUCUUCUUCUUUAUUUCUUAAUUUUAUCUAUAGAAUAAACCUUAAUAAUAGUAUUAUUAUUAUUUUUUUUAUGGCAGCAAAUCGGUUAGAAUACAGAAAUCCUAAAAGACAAAGAGCAGUAUGUGUAUAUACAAUAUCACAGGAGUCUCGUUAUCUGAUUAUUGAAAAUGUUCCCAGUUUAGGUGUUACUCAACAAUUACUUGAUUAUUGCCAACAAUUUGGAGCUAUUGAAGAACAUCGGUUACUAGAUGAACAUUCCUCAAGUACAGAAUAUACAGAUGUUUAUUUGAUCCAAUAUACUAAUAUAAAAUCAGCAAGAAUAGCCAAGCAUAAAAUGGAUGAUAGGCCCUUUUAUACCAACUUAUUAAGAGUUAAUUAUGCACCUGAAUAUGAGACUUUAGAAGAUAUACGGAAAAAGUUUAAAGAUAGAUACCAAACAAUUUUCAAUAGAAAUAAUAAAAAGAGACGACAUCAUCAUAAUAAUAAUAGCAAUAUAGUGUUUGAUACAACUACUGUUUCAAAGACUAGGGCUACUGAUAAUAACCAUCCACCUUCUUCUACUGCAACAAUAGAUCCGAAAAGAAGAAGACGAAUUUAAGAAAAGUUCGAGAACAAAAAGCCACCACUUUAAAAGAGCUCAUUUGUUUUUAAUAAACUCAGUAAAAUUUUUUUUAUAAUUUGUUCAUCA
This is a messenger RNA of Cokeromyces recurvatus, 866 nucleotides long. RefSeq lists its product as uncharacterized. Gene Ontology annotation, cellular component: nucleoplasm. The coding region runs from base 249 to 776 and encodes 175 amino acids. NCBI's taxonomy places the organism in Eukaryota, Fungi, Mucoromycota, Mucoromycetes, Mucorales, Mucoraceae. The record is from RefSeq and is a predicted model, not a curated record. The transcript has a single exon. Gene Ontology annotation, molecular function: RNA binding.